Numida meleagris (helmeted guineafowl) is the source of this 1130-nucleotide messenger RNA. It is a transcript of the gene DKK1, whose product is annotated as dickkopf WNT signaling pathway inhibitor 1. Gene Ontology annotation, biological process: negative regulation of canonical Wnt signaling pathway; multicellular organism development. The transcript is spliced from 4 exons. The record is from RefSeq and is a predicted model, not a curated record. Gene Ontology annotation, molecular function: co-receptor binding; receptor antagonist activity. Lineage: Eukaryota; Metazoa; Chordata; Aves; Galliformes; Numididae. Gene Ontology annotation, cellular component: extracellular region. Bases 1 to 696 code for a protein of 231 amino acids.
AUGCGGGCUCUGCUGGCGCUGCUGGCGGCCCUGAGCUGCGCGGGGCGGGCAGGGGCCGGCGGCGGCCUCAGCUCCAACGCCAUCAAGGUGGGGGCGGCCGCCAGCGCCGCCCCCGCCGCCGCCGCCCCCCCGCCCUUCGACGGCAGCAACAAGGCGCCGCCGGCCGCCACCCGACAGCCCUUCCCCUGCGCCGAGGACGAGGACUGCGGCCCCGACGAAUUUUGCGGAGGGGCGGCCCGCGGCGGCGGACCCCCGCUCUGCCUCGCGUGCCGGAGACGCCGCAAGCGCUGCCUGCGCGACGCCAUGUGCUGCCCGGGCACGGCCUGCAGCAACGGGCUCUGCACGCCCCCCGAGCCCCCACCUGGCGCUCCCGAGCUGGACGAGCCCGGCCCCGAGGCGCUGCCCCGACGGACGCCCGCGCCAGCCUGGCCGCCCGACGCCAAAGGUGAGGAGGGCGACUUCUGCCUGCGCUCGUCGGACUGCGCUGCGGGGCUGUGCUGUGCCCGCCACUUCUGGUCCAAGAUCUGCAAACCCGUGCUGCGCGAGGGGCAGGUGUGCACCCGGCACCGCCGGAAAGGAGCCCACGGCCUCGAGAUCUUCCAGCGUUGCCCCUGUGCCGAGGGCAUGGCGUGCCGCCCACAGCGCGACCGCGGCGGCCCCGACGCCUCUCGCCUGCACACUUGCCAGCGGCACUGAGCGACGCCGGGGGGCGGACUGAGGAUGGACGGACGAACGGAGGGAUGGACUCUAGUCCCGCUCAUGGGAGCUCCCUGCUGUGCGCACAGCCGGAGCAGAAGGUUGUUUCUCGAGGGAACUACUCUUAAGCAAGUGAUUGCAGUACGUUACUGUGUUGUGAAUAUGGAGGUGGCACUUAGUGUACAGACGUUCUGAGCGAGCCGCCUGGGCGCUCUUCCAGCCAGGACUGGGACGUGGAAUGCGCUGGGUUUCCAGUUCUGCUUGAUGGACACAGCCGUCCCUUCAAGUGAGGGGCAGCCCACGCUGCGCGGUGCCACGCUCCGGGGCGAUGCCCCACAGAUGCGGCGGGGUCGCAGAGCGGGACUUCAGCGGCCCCAGCCCUGAGCCGUGCGGUCACGCCGCUCUGGGCACAAUAAAGUCUAUUUUUCGCUUCA